This is a messenger RNA of Loa loa (African eye worm), 1160 nucleotides long. Its product is annotated as serine/threonine protein phosphatase PP1 isozyme 1. Bases 252 to 1064 code for a protein of 270 amino acids. Gene Ontology annotation, molecular function: protein serine/threonine phosphatase activity. The record is from RefSeq and is a predicted model, not a curated record. Gene Ontology annotation, cellular component: nucleus; cytoplasm. Lineage: Eukaryota; Metazoa; Nematoda; Chromadorea; Rhabditida; Onchocercidae. The transcript has 5 exons.
GCGCAACUUGAAUAACAGGUAUUUGUAAUUCAAUUGAUAAAUUUGUAAUUCAAUUAAUAGAUUUCAAUUGAGUAAAGUUUUCAGUUCGAAGACUGAAAACUGAAGAAUGGCGGAAGUUAAUGUUAACGACUUGAUCUUGCGACUGUUAAGCGUUGGACAACCGGAUAAAGGUCUCACAAAAACUGUUCGCGAACCUGAAAUCGCAUCGCUUUGUCGUGAGUCCUCUUUUAGAUAAAGCUCGCGAAAUUUUCAUGGCACAGCCAUCGUUGAUAGAAAUCGAUCCACCUGUUCGUAUCUGUGGUGAUACGCACGGUCAGUAUGGCGACGUAUUGCGAAUUUUUGGUCGUGGCGGUUUUCCUCCUCUUGCCAAUUACUUAUUCCUGGGUGAUUACGUAGACCGAGGACAUCAGAAUCUCGAAACUAUCAUAUUACUAUUUUGUUACAAGGUGAAGUUUCCAAAUAACUUCUUUUUACUCCGUGGAAAUCAUGAGUGUGCCAAUGUUAAUCGAGUAUAUGGCUUUUAUGAAGAAUGUAUGCGCCGUUUCAAUUCAGCCCAAUUAUGGCAAACAUUCCAGGAUACGUUUCAGUGCAUGCCAUUAACAGCACUGGUUGGUGAACGUAUAUUGUGCAUGCAUGGUGGUAUAUCUCCGCAGUUGAAAAGUCUUCAACAGUUGCGAGAAAUUAAGCGACCAAUCGAUGUCGUAAGUCCAUCCCUGGAAAUGGAUUUACUGUGGGCAGAUCCGGUAAUAGGUAUUAGUGGAUUUCAAAUGAAUAUGCGAGGCGCUUCUUUUGGAUUUGGAACUGAUAUUUUGGCUUCACUGUGUAAAGAAUUAAAUAUUGAUAUGGUAGCUCGUGCUCAUCAGGUUGUGCAAGAUGGAUAUGAAUUUUUUGGAGCCCGUAAAUGUGUCACAAUAUUUUCGGCACCUCAUUACUGUGGACAGUUCGACAAUGCAGCAGCAAUAAUGUCUGUGGAUCAAAACCUUUUAUGCUCAUUUCAGAUUUUAAGGCCAACCGUAGGUCGAGCUGCUACAAGAAUUAUACCGACUUCCAUGGGGAAAUGUUGAUUAUCUUGCUGUCAUUAUGUACCAAUAAAGAGUAAAAAAAGCACAGUGUCAUUUAUUACUACUUCCUUCAAAAAAUAAAAAAUAAAUAAAAGUUCC